CUCGCGCACGGAGUCACUCGAUUUCCUAUUUCCCAUUUCUCUCUCCCUCACACACUACCUGCUCAGCCACUCUCGUGCCCCCCUCCCUCUCACUCUUACAGUCUCUUUGCUGCACUCACUUUGACUGCUCAAGGAUUUCGCACGAUCAAACGGCGCGCGUGUGCGUCGGUGGCGGCUGCGGCAUUGUGUGUGUGUGUGUGUGUGUGUGUGUUAGAGAGAGAGAGGUUUGUUGUGAUCUGGCUGCUGCGCCGCCACCACAGAAGACAGACUUCAGAAGCCAAACUAAUCGGCGCACAGAUGACUGACUUUGAAACGGAUUUACAGCAACCCGCUCCCGCAACAUCCUUUUUCUCCUCGUGGUGCGACUGCUCCCAUCCCGCCCGGCGGCUUUGCAUCGCGGCCUUUUAUCUUCCUGCUCUUUUUGUUUUCUUUUUUUUUGUUUUGACCCACUUCUCUUACUUUAUGUCCCCCUCCGCCGUGAGAUACCUGCUUUGACCUGUUUAACUCCUGCAGCCUCUCAGUAUUGUGGAAGAGCUUUAGGAGGACGCGAGGCUUAGCUUCUCCCUGGGGGAUCUCUGCAUUCUUUCUUCACCCCAUCUCCCUUUACUUCUUCUUUACUCAUAUUUUCUUUUUUUUUGAGCAUUUCGUCCCCUUUCAACUCCUCCUUGAGUCUCUUCUUUCUCCUUCCCACCGUAUCCUCAUUUCCUGGUCUCCACUCUCCACCCCUGCAUCGGUCACUCUCAUACUCCUCUCUUUUCACGAUGCUCCAUUUCUCUGCACCCCUCUCUACUGCCCUACAUUUUUGUCUCCUUUUUUCACCGAUGCCCGUUUCCCUUUUCCUCUUUCUGUGAUCUAUUUCGCCAUCGCCAUCGGACUCGACCUCGGCUUUACAGAACAGAGCUGCCACCUUUGCUGGAAAUUUGACGUGCAAUGCCAGAUCCCUGUGACUGCGGGGAAGAGAUCUCCUUUGAAUUCCACAUGGAGGAUUGAUAAACUGGACCUGUACCUCUGCACUAAUGACCCAAAUUUGAUAUUCUGUGAGGAUUUAUUGGGCUGCAGGACGGCUUAAUGGAAAAGGAAACCGUUCAUCAAACACCGCAGCCUUGAGUAUCUUUUUUGGAAGCUUCCAUCCUGCUGAAGUAUCCUUGAGCAAAUGACUGAAUUAUCUGCAUCCUGAGGGAGUCUUUGUCCCUGAGGUGAAGGAGCAAAUAAAGAGCUUCUUGACAGGGGAUCGUUACCGAUCACGUUGCACAAUGGUGAAGGUAUUCCGCUGGGUCGGAGGUCAUUGGACAGAAUUGGAUUCAUUGAUUUCUAAGAACUGGACCCCUCGGCUUCUUCCUCGAGUCAUGAAGUAAUGCGAUGUUUCAGGAAGCUGUAGAGGAACGAGUCGCAGUUGUGUAGUUGUUUACAGUGGUACGAUCAGGAGAAACCUUUGCUACCGACUCUUAUUUAUUUAUAUUUGGAGUUUCUCUGGGACCUGUACUCUGAUCAUAGAUACCUAAUGUAAUGACUGAAACAGCAUCGGGUGGAGUUCAAAGGAUAUUUGACAUCCUCUAUUUUGCCCGGAGCUGAGUAACAGAUCUGGGACGUGAGAUCCGACUGUUUUUAUUUUCUUUAUGAUGGAUAAUAUCGACCCUGUGACCAGUGGGAAACUAGUUCCCAGUGUAGAAGGUUUCACUUUCCAAAAUUUUCAUCGACAUCUUUCAGUUCUUUAGCUGCUUUUUCAAAUUUACUUUAGUAAAUAUAUAUAUAUUUACAAGAAAAAAAGCCAGAUUGGGAGCUCUUCCUUCUCCUAGGCUUUAUGCUGUUUUUGGGGUCUGGCAGUUUUGUCUGGGCUUUGUGGCCAGACCUUGAACCGCUCCCCACGCAAACCAAAUGGAGAACAGCGGCUGCAUCCCUCUCUGCUGGAGCAAGGGGGCCUGCAUCUACGCACAGCACCCCUUACCAAAAUAUGACGGCCAGUUAGCCACAGCAGGAGCAUCCGAGUCAGGCAUGGCGUCGUCUUCCUACUUGGAGCCCAACCUCAAUCACUCUGCAGGUGGUUGUGGGGUCAAAUCCCGGUCGGGGAUGCCCGGUGGUCCCGGUACCAGCGGCUCUUCUGGAGGUCUAGAGCGGCCCCCGGGCUCCAUGGACCGGGUUCUUAAGAUCUUCCAUUACUUUGAGACCAACAAUGAACCGUGUACCUGGGCUAGUAAUAUCAGGCAUGGAGAUGCUACGGAUGUCCGGGGUGUUAUACAGAAGAUAGCUGAGAUCCACAAGUUGCGCUGUGUGUCCUCUUUGGGCCUCCGCCUGACCCAUUUGCACUCUGAUGCUCUCCACUGGUUACACCCUGAUUUGGGAGUUUCUCAUGUGAGGGAGAAAUAUGAGAAGCAGCACCCCCAGGAGGAGUGGAGGUAUGAGCUGCGAAUCCGGUACCUUCCUAAAGGUUAUCUCAGCCAUUUCUCAGAAGACAAACCUUCUCUCAACUACCUCUAUCACCAGGUAAAGAGUGACUACAUGCACCAUAUAGCUGACCUGGUGGAUCAAGACGUGGCACUGAAACUGGGCUGUUUGGAAAUAAGGAGGUUCUUCAGAGAGAUGCCAGGCAACGCUCUUGAUAAGAAGUCCAACUACGAAUUAUUAGAGAAAGACGUUGGCUUGAGGAGGUUCUUCCCCAAAAGCCUGCUGGACUCCCUUAAGGCAAAGACUCUCCGUAAACAGAUCCAGCAGACCUUCAAGCAGUUUGCUAACUUCAAUGACGAGCAGAGCAUCCACAAGUUCUUUGAGAUACUCACGCCCAUCUACCGCUUCGACAAGGAGUGCUUCAAAUGUGCUUUAGGGUCUAGUUGGGUAAUAUCGGUAGAGUUAGCUAUUGGGCCAGAGGAAGGAAUCAGCUACCUCACAGAUAAGGGCUCGACGCCCACACACUUGGCUAACUUUAAUCAGGUCCAGUCCAUCCAGUACUCCCCUUUAGAGGAGAAGGAUAGGAAAGGCAUGCUGCAGCUGAACGUGGCCGGAGCCCCAGAGCCCCUCACUGUCACUACGGCCUCGCUGACCACGGCUGAAAACAUGGCGGACUUGAUUGACGGCUACUGCCGACUCGUCUCCUCGGCUACGCACUCCUUCAUUGUCAGAGUCCACAAAGAGGGAGACAGAGCUCUGCCGUCCAUACCCAAAGUUUCAAAUCAUGAGAAGCGGAUGGAGAAACGGAUGGACGGAGUGCGAACCCGAGCCGUUUGCGUCUCAGGUCACAUAAGUGGCGACGAAACCGACGACUAUGCUGAGAUCAUAGACGAGGAGGACACCUACACCAUGCCUUCAAAAUACUAUGGACUAGAUCAAGCGCGGGACUAUGAAAUUCAACGGGAUCGUAUUGAGUUGGGACGCUGCAUAGGGGAGGGUCAGUUUGGAGACGUGCACCAAGGAGUCUACAUCAGCCCGGAGAACCCGGCUCUGUCUGUGGCCGUGAAGACGUGUAAGAACUCAACGUCAGACAGCGUCAGGGAAAAGUUUCUCCAAGAAGCGCUGACCAUGCGUCAGUUUGACCAUCCUCACAUCGUGAAGCUUAUGGGAGUUAUCACAGAGAAUCCCGUCUGGAUCAUCAUGGAGCUCUGCACACUUGGAGAAUUACGGUCAUUUCUCCAGGUGAGGAAAUACAGUCUAGACUUGGCCAGCCUCAUCUUGUACUCUUACCAGCUCAGCACGGCACUGGCGUAUCUGGAGAGCAAACGCUUCGUUCACAGGGACAUUGCAGCGAGAAACGUUUUGGUGUCUACAGUCGACUGUGUGAAGUUAGGGGAUUUUGGUCUAUCACGAUACAUGGAAGAUAGCUCUUAUUACAAAGCAUCUAAAGGUAAAUUGCCAAUUAAAUGGAUGGCUCCAGAAUCCAUCAACUUCAGACGAUUCACUACAGCCAGCGACGUCUGGAUGUUUGGCGUCUGCAUGUGGGAGAUCCUCAUGUACGGCAUCAAGCCUUUCCAGGGCGUGAAGAACAACGACGUCAUCGGCAGGAUAGAGAACGGCGAGCGGCUGGCCAUGCCCCCUCAGUGCCCCCCGACUCUCUACAGCCUGAUGACAAAGUGUUGGUCGUACGAUCCCAGCAAGAGGCCGCGCUUCACUGAGCUGAAAACGCAGCUGAGCACUAUAUUAGAGGAGGAGAAGCUCCAGCAGAAGGAGAGGAGCAGGAUGGAGAUGAGGAGACAAGUCACUGUUUCAUGGGACUCCGGAGGGUCGGACGAAGCGCCGCCAAAACCCAGCCGCCGCCCCUCCCUGCAGCCCACCUUCAGUCUGGACUGCGUUUCCGCUCCUUCUCCUUACCAUCACUGCCAUCCAAACCAGCGCUUUGCCUCACAGCUUUCCCUCUGCAUUGGAAACCCUCAUCCUCCGCCUCCCUGCCCUUCCUCUCACCUACCUGCUCCUCUGCUCCACCCAUCAUCUCUAAAACUUCCCCUUAACCUCUCCUCUCCUCCCAGUCCUCAGCUUCAGUCGCCUCCUCUUCACGACUCCGCUUGCUACAAUGUCUCUUUGUCUCAGCGCAAGUUAAAUCCUGAACCCAAGCCUUACCCCUCCUCGUCCCUGCGGGCUCAAACUAAUGCCUUUCCUCCGCCUCACACACAUUCUGACAGCUUGCCCAAUGGCAGCUGCCACCACAAGACAAAUCCUCCGACUAAAGGCCGCAUUCUCUGCGCUUCCCAGCCGGAGUCGAACAUCUCCCACCUCUAUCCCUGGCACCUCUCUCAACUCCUUAACUCUCCUCCCUGCAGCGUGUCGUCAGUUUGCCCCCACGCCCUCCAAAACAUCCAUCCCCAGCCAAAAUCUAAUCUCCAAACGCUGCUGCCGCCAAGCUUUCACCCCGACUGCCAGACUAAUCCCAGUCCUCCAGUCCGGUCCGACUUUGACCCCCAGACCCAGCGCUCCGCUGUGCAGUCUUGUGGGAGGCCUCCGCCGGUCCCUCCCGGCGCGCUCGCCGCUCCCCCACACACUCAGACAGUCCCUCCCGCCCACAGCCUGUGCUCCGCUAACUCUCACCCACCCAGCCGCCCCGUAGCUCCCCGUACACCUUUGUCCAUUCCCUGCUCUGACAGAGACAUGUCCAGACCGUUGAAGGCAGGUUUUGUGCUGCUAAACUACACUGAAGCUUUUUUUUUUUCUAUUAACCAGAACAAACCUUUCUGUCUGUAGCAAAAAAAAAAAAAAAAAAAAAAUGUUGCAACUCUCUUGUUUAUUGAGCUAAACCACCAUGACAAUGUGGUUUAAUCAACCACUUGUAAAAUGUCUAAUAAAACUUUGCAGGGGUGACUUCAAGGGAUUUUUUGGGGUCGGGGGAGGAACCUCACACAUUUUUUUUUUUUUUUUGUCAAACAAAGGCUGCAACAUUUUUUUUGAUCUAUAGUUUUAAUCCUCAUCUUUGACUAAACUCCAACCAGUUUGCAAUAUACAGUGCUAAUGUAGUAACCGUACAAGCAGCAUGUUAAUGCUCAAUACUUGCGUGCAUGUUUUAUUUAAGCAGAACAUGAUGCUGAGUUGUCCUGUGUCUGAAUGUGUUAGCCUGCGUCGGGCAUAGUUUUGAUGUCUCCUUGGAUUAUUGCGCCCUAUUUCUGGCCUGUUCAGGAUGCCUGUGUUAAACCCUAAAUACCCUGAGUUAGCAGUGACCUCACAUACAUGAGUUUAUACACAGUGUAGUCAAUAAACAGCCUUUCUUGAAUCCAGUCGUUCAAAUUGAACUGAACUUAAAUGAACCGUUUCCAAAACGUUUUUCCUGCUAAAUGGAAAGAGAACCAGAACUAAUGCGGUUUUACCAUGCACACCUGUGUGAAGUCAAGUGUUGGAUUAAGACAAAUCACUAUAAAUACCUGAAGAGAACGCUAAAAGAUCUGUCUCUACCUGCAGCUGCCUCCCUCCCUCCCUCACAACAACAUUCUCAAGUGUCUAAGCCUUAAAGACGCACGUUUCCUGUGAAACAUUAAAAGAAAAAAAGCGCUGUUAGAAUUAUUGCACCAUGGGUAAUACGUGAUGGAAGCAGAAACACAUGAACACGACGUCUCUUUAUCUUCUUUUCGUCUGUCAGUUUAAGUUAUAUCCUGGAAACAGUCUGAAUUCGCUCCUGUUAUAAGUAUCUGUGAGACAUUUGCAGAGCCAUUACUCUGAUUUUACACCCCACUGAGACCCUUAGCGGUGAUAGAUGUGUCUGUGUGGGAGUCUGGGAACUGUUAUAUGUGAAGUAAAAGAAAACCUUAAUUGCACUGUGCUACUUGGCAUUCCCUCAGGUUCUUCGGGGAGUUGUGUGACGGGACUACAGGCUUGUAAUGUGUUUUAUUAGUUUAAAAGAAUCCAAAAUUUGCUGCCCUAUAAUGACUUCAUUUUCAGAUCAGAACACAUGUUUAAGUGCCAGAGGUGCUUAAUGAAUCGAACGAAAGUAAACUGACAUUAUAUAUAUUUAUCUUUUGGAUGGUUUGUUAAUCUCCAGUCCAGAUGCACUUUGGCACAUCUGUUCUGACAUCGUCCUUGUCGCGUGGAGUUUUUUCAUAGCAAAGUGUAGCGAUACUUUUUUAUCCAGUACAUAGCACAUCAUCGAGGAGACACACGUUUGCUUAGUGUGAGCAGCUGAACAGAGAUAUAACAAAUUAAAUACGACUGUGAUGCUCAGAUGUUGGAUGUCGAGUCUGCACCGGAUGUCACUAUGUGGCGCAUGUGCAGGACUAAACUUCUCUCUGAAGCUCUGAAGCUUGAUAAUGUUUAUCUCAUCCUGGGGUGAAAGUUUUAUCUGAUUUAGUUAUAAACCAAUCUACUCGCCGCAGUUUUUAAACCUCCACGAUUUAUGUUUGUUCUUAUGAACGACCACAUCCUUCCUGGAC
Mugil cephalus (flathead mullet) is the source of this 6833-nucleotide messenger RNA. RefSeq names its product focal adhesion kinase 1-like. Gene Ontology annotation, cellular component: focal adhesion; cytoskeleton. Lineage: Eukaryota; Metazoa; Chordata; Actinopteri; Mugiliformes; Mugilidae. Gene Ontology annotation, biological process: protein phosphorylation; signal complex assembly. The transcript has 25 exons. The record is from RefSeq and is a predicted model, not a curated record. Gene Ontology annotation, molecular function: ATP binding; protein tyrosine kinase activity. The coding region runs from base 1876 to 5160 and encodes 1094 amino acids.